Molecule: messenger RNA, 1903 nt
Organism: Syzygium oleosum
Lineage: Eukaryota; Viridiplantae; Streptophyta; Magnoliopsida; Myrtales; Myrtaceae
Product: beta-glucosidase 13-like
Exons: 14
Coding region: 101-1648 (515 amino acids)
Biological process (GO): carbohydrate metabolic process
Molecular function (GO): beta-glucosidase activity
Source: RefSeq, a predicted model, not a curated record
GGUUAUUGCCGUUUCUCGUUCUUACUAUUAAAAGGAGAUUGCUUUCUGGUAUUUAGUUCUUCACCCACCCCAAUCUCUCUUUUCAAAUGUAUCAUUGAUCAUGCCAUCUUCGUGGCCAUUGCCCACAAUGACCCUUUUACUCGCAUUCUACUUGGUCGUUUUGCUUGUUUUGAUCUCGUCGGCGUCGUCGACGGAGGCGGCCGAUGUGAUAGAAGAACCAACUGUCAAGAGGUCAGACUUCCCAAAUGAUUUCUUGUUUGGAGUUGCCACUGCUGCUCAGCAGAUCGAAGGAUCUGCAGCAGGAGGUAAGGGACCAAGCGUGUGGGAUCAGUAUGCUGCCACUCCAGGCAACAUCGAUGAUAGGAGUAAUUCAUUGGUUGCUAUAGACUCAUAUAAUCGUUACAAGGCGAAUGUAAGAAUCUUGAAGGAACUCGGGGUAAACACGUACCGGUUCUCCAUCUCCUGGAGCAGAAUUCUUCCUCGAGGAUCAGUCAGUGGUGGUAUAAACCAACAGGGUAUUGAUUAUUACAACAAUUUGAUAAAUGAACUGGUAGCGUCCGGCAUCAGACCUUUUGUCACAUUGAUGCACAAUGACUGCCCUCAAGCCUUGCAGGACAAGUAUGCCGGAUUCUUGAGCCGUUCCAUAUUGAACGAUUUUAGGGACUACUGCGAGAUCUGCUUCAGGACAUAUGGAGAUAGGGUAAAGAACUGGAUUACCAUGAAUGAGCCACUAGUUGCAGCGCUCUUUGGGCAUGACCUUGGAGUAGCUGCACCAGGUCGGUGUUCACAUUGUCGAGCCGGUAACUCUUCUACAGAGCCUUACAUUGUGAGCCACAUUCAUUUGCUUGCACAUGCAACUGCUGUUAACCUCUACAGAGAAAAAUUUAAGGCUGACCAAAAAGGAGAAAUUGGAAUUACCCUAGUGGGAAAAAAUUGUGUGCCAUACUCUGAUAGCUUAGAUGACAAAGCUGCAUCAGAAAGAGCUAUCGACUUUGCUUUGGGUUGGUUCAUUGAUCCUUUGGUGAAUGGAGAUUAUCCAAGCACAAUGAGAAGCUUGGUGAAAGACAGAUUACCCACUUUCACUGCAGAGGAGAAGCAGCUGAUGAAGGGGUCUUUCGACUUCAUCGGUAUCAAUUACUAUUCAUCGACCUAUGCUCAAAACGUCCCAGAAGACGAACGCAAAGUGCCAACUAGCUACUCUACCGACUCAUUCGUGAAGGAAUCUGCAACCAAGAACGGCAUACCAAUUGGUGCAAAGGCUGAAGGGAUUGCGUGGAUAUAUAGGUAUCCAGAUGGUCUGGUGCAAAUUUUGGACUAUAUAAAGCGGAAGUACCAAAACCCAAAGAUCUACAUUACUGAGAACGGUGUCACUGAAGCAAAGGUAGAGGGCCGUCCACUGGCCAGUGCACUGAAUGAUCCUCACAGGAUUGAUUGCUUGAAGCAGCAUCUCGCACGUCUCCUUAUAGCGAUGAAGAACGGGGUGAAUGUGCGAGGAUACAUUCACUGGUCACUCGCUGACAACUGGGAAUGGGCGUCGGGCUUUGUACCGAGGUUUGGGCUCUACUACACUGACUAUAAGGACAACCUCAAACGCAUUCCUAAAGCAUCUGCCAAGUGGUACAAGGCUUUUCUCCAAGAUAACCAAUGACCAACCUUAACUGGCUGCUCUCAACUGUUGUCACCUUAGUCUGAAUAUUCUGUUUUUAUCUUCUUAUCAUAUAGCGAGCUGUACUACUGUUUAUCAGAGUGAUAUCCUCUUUGGAAGUACACGUUACCUUGAGGAUUGUCAUUUGUCAGACUAGUACUAUAAUAAUUUGAAGAGUUUCAAUAAUUCACCAUUGCCACUGUAACUGAUUGCCCUCAUGGAGUCUGAAUGUAUAAUGUGGCAUUGGGACUGCACAGA